Molecule: messenger RNA, 2724 nt
Organism: Coniophora puteana RWD-64-598 SS2
Lineage: Eukaryota; Fungi; Basidiomycota; Agaricomycetes; Boletales; Coniophoraceae
Exons: 3
Coding region: 305-1744 (479 amino acids)
Source: RefSeq, a predicted model, not a curated record
CUUCGUCCUUGGCUGGGCUCUUGACAGACACUCACGACGUCCUCAAGACCGCCGUUAGCCUCGUCAUUCUCACAGCGCUCGUUCUCAUCUCCACCAGGCAAUUUCCGACCCUGCUCUCGUCUUCUCCUAGGCGUCGAGAGCUCCUCCUUGUCCUGUUUGUUCCAUCAGGGAGAUACAGCCGCGCUCCUCACCCUUCACUCUAGCCGUUCUGGCUGGCACUCACACUCUUUGAAACCUCCACUCCUUUGCGUCAACCCUGCCUUGUCGAUUUUGGUUGAUAUAUAAUUAGGAAGAAAACAGAAUAAUGUUCACUCCACCUCCGAGUCCCCUCCCCCCUCAGACCAGGCCAGGUUGCGACCGCGCUCCUUCAAGGUCUCUGCUUCCGCUCUCUGAAGCAGACCUCGAUCCCCGCGAUCGCUCUCCUUCUCCCGCCCCAUCAUCCGACGACUCAACAUCCCGCUCUUCCUCGCCCUACUCCCAGUACUCCUACGUGGACAAUGAUGCUAUCGUUACCUCGGUACCCACGCUAUCUAAGCACCUCACUCGAAGGUCCCUAUCCGUCAACCUCAAAGCAGCUUCGUCAACUGCUCAGUCCCAGCCCGGGUCUCCGUGUACGCCACGCCUCAAGCCCAAGUCCUCGCGGUCCAUCAAGCUGACCAUGAUCCUCGUCCCUAUCACCCUCGUUCUCAUUGCCCUGUACACGCGGUUCGCCUCGCAUCCCGCGGCAUUGGACGCCUUUACCCCGUUCUCUCCGAAGCACGACCUUCAAUGGGGCCUGCACGAGCGGCACGGACAGAGCGAGGGAAUAGCGCGGCGUGCGCUGCCUUCUUCGUUCGAUAUGGCAGUCGCACGAAAACGUGCUGAGGCGAGGAUCCAGCACCGUGAGGAUAUAUUGGCCCAGGCCUUACCUGCGCCUGUGGAUCUCGGAGCUGCGGUCUCGAAGCCCAGGAUGAUCGUGCGUCAGGACAGUAGCACGAACCCCACGCCGACGGUGCCGUCGAGCCCAGUUUUGCCUACGCCGUUCCCGCAGCCGUUCGACACGACGAUGAGCACCAACUUCUCGACGCAGAGCUGCUACAACUUCUUCUUGAACAUGACGCAGACGCAGCCCUUCCGUGACUGUCGACCUUUUUCACUGUUGCUACUUCACUCGGACAAGUUCAUUACUAGCCAGCGAGAUAUCAACGCGCUGAACGUCGACAUCUACGGUACCUGUAACACCGCAACAUCUGCCUCCCAGUGCCAAUCCAACAUGGUCUGGUUCGCUGGUCAGCUCAAAGCCGCCUGCCAAACCGACAUCGCCGACAACAAUGAAAUGGCGUCGUCGACGCUCUACGGGCUGGAGGCGUACACUUUGAUGCGCAACUCGGCGUGCGCGACGAACCCGUCGACAAACGCGUACUGCUACAUUGAGGCCGUCGCGACGCAGGACCAAAGCUCGUACUACUUCUACGAGCUGCCCGUGGGGAUGCCGCUCGCGGUCGACAUUACGAAUCAGGCGUGCAACGAUUGCAACAAGAACCUCAUGGAUUCGUAUGCGAGCGCGCUACAGAGCAGCCCGGACACGAUGUUGGGCCUCAAUGGGACGUAUGAGGACGCGGCGAGCAAGCUCGUGGGGUCGUGCGGCGCUGGGUAUGUCGACACAAGCAUCAAACCCAGCAGCAACAGUGCCCUUCCGCAGGGCGCCGUCAAUGGAUUGUUGGUCGCAGCGAUCGCGGCGGUUGUGGGGAUCGUCUUGACGUGAGAUGCUGGAUGGGUGGAAUUUUUUGAGUUCUUCUCAUUUUGGUCUUGCACUCGUGACGACUUCCUCCCCCUGGACACGACUUCUCGACGACCCCUUCUCCCCCUGUAUUCUGGCUUCUCCACCUCCGACCUCCCGCGCCCACCUUAGAUGCUGAUGUUUGUUUGCUUCUACACUGGGCGGUCCAUACACGACCGCCGUCCAUUCUUUUCGCCGCUCCUCCCUUUCUACAUACUCCCCCUCAUGUUUGCGGCGCAUGUAAAACCUCAAAUCCCCUCUACCUUUCGUAAAGGUGGACCGUCGCACACGCUCCUGGAUACCUUUUCACUCCUCGUUCGCCCCGUGCUCACGAUCCCCAGCGUGCUAUCUCUAGCUAGCAGCAAUUGGGCUUGCUUACAAUAUACUGAUACUUUAUCCUAUUUAUUGGAUGCUGGUGUUUUCUAGACGCCGUUUUCUGAACUUACGCUUAUACCAUUCAAGUUAUCACUAAGCUUAUCGACAUUUGUCGUUUACGCCCUUUCUACACACGCAGCAUCAGCAUCGAACAUCUCUUGACCUCGCACCCUACCUCGCACCCUGAACUACCUAGUAAUUCUCAUCCCGCGAGCAGUAGCCGCACCUACCCUCGCCCGCCACCACUUGACCGUUCGAACGUAUAUACCCUUCCACACAUCCUUCAGUUUACCCCGCUUGGUUUGCCAAGCGCGUGUUGUUGAUAAAAUACUUAUAGUAAACUAAGAACCUCUUUGCAAACGCACGCUUGACAGCCUUAGUCCGUUCGUAUCGCUGCAGUUGUGGUUCUGUGGUCGUUGGGUUAUUAAAUUUGGGGUUGUUGCUGGGAAUCUUUGGUGCUCGCUCUGAUAUCACAUCUCAUCGUUUCUAUGCUUUUCUUGCUUCUUAGCCUUGGCACUUCAAGUUGGCUCCUCGUUCUCAUUUCACUUCGUUCGCUUAUAUGGGUUUUAGGAUCAGUUCGGUCAUGUAAA